UGUUUGAAUACAUUUUGGUUUGGAUUUAAGACAUGUAUUACAGUAUAGAUGUGUAUAAUUAAAUUAAUGCUGAGUCGGGAAAAGUGAUGAUAUUAUGAAUGGAUAGAUGCUAUUCAAGAAGCGAUACAAUGGUUCCGAAGCCAAAGGUCUCGUGUAUCAGUACAUCACUGGACACUGAAUUGGCCGAAGCCCUUAAGACUAAUGAUUACACCGAUUGUAUCCGCAAAUUGGAUCAAUACUAUGGACAGGUGAAGCGCCAACUCCUGCGAUAUCAGAGUCCGACCACCGGUUUAUUUCCGAGGGUUUCGUGCGAUACAAAUGAGGCCCACAUUAGGGACUCGUUAUAUAUCUGUUGCGCGAUUUGGGCUCUCUUUCAGGCCUACACUAAGCGUAUAGACGAUGAUAGGGACAUGUAUUACAGUAUAGAUGUAUGUUAUUCAAGAAGCGAUACAAUGGUUCCGAAGCCAAAGGUCUCGUGUAUCAGUACAUCACUGGACACUGAAUUGGCCGAAGCCCUUAAAACUAAUGAUUACACCGAUUGUAUCCGCAAAUUGGAUCAAUACUAUGGCCAGGUGAAGCGCCAACUCCUCCGAUAUCAGAGUCCGACCACCGGUUUGUUUCCGAGGGUUUCGUGCGAUACAAAUGAGGCCCACAUUAGGGACUCGUUAUAUAUCUGUUGCGCGAUUUGGGCUCUCUUUCAGGCCUACACUAAGCGUAUAGACGAUGAUAGGGGUAAAGGGCAUGAGUUGGGUCAGAGCACUGUUAAGUGUAUGCGAGGCAUACUUUUCGUUUGGAUGAGACAAUCCAAAGACAAAGUGGAACCGUUUAAGACCAACCAAAGCCCUAAACACGCCCUCCACUCCAAAGUCAACCUAAACACUGGUCUUUCACUGAAGGACGAGACUUACGGUCACUUACAGAUAGAUGUGGUCAGCCUUUACCUCCUAUUUCUGGUCCAAAUGAUAACGUCUGGACUGCAGAUAAUCUAUACCAUGGAUGAGGUCCAGUUCGUACAGAAUCUGGUCUAUUAUGUGGAGAGAGCCUAUCGGACGCCAGACUUUGGUAUGUGGGAGAGAGGGAGCAAAUACAAUACCGGCACUCCUGAGAUCAACGCCUCGUCCAUCGGAAUGGCUAAGUCUGCUCUCGAGGCUAUCAAUGGAUGCAAUCUGUUUGGCGAAAAGGGCGCGUCUUGGAGUGUCAUCUAUGUUGACAUCGAUGCUCACAGUCGUAACCGAAGUAUUUUCGAAACACUUCUUCCUCGAGAGUCCAGUUCUAAGAACACAGACUCAAGUUUAUUGCCAACAAUUAGUUGGCCCUCAUUUGCCACUCACGACACACUCCUUUACGCGAACACUAAGGAUAAGAUAAUUAAACGAUUGAAGACUCCGUACGGCUUCAAGAGGUUCAUCAGAGAUGGUUACGGAACUGUUCUCGAGAGUCGCGGCAAUUAUAGAAACGAAGAAACCAAACAUUUCGAGAACAUAGAGUGUGUUUGGCCUCUGUUUUGCUGUUUCCUCGUCAUCGACGGUGUCUUCAAGAAUCUUGAAUCUCAAACCAAAUACUAUAAGGACUUACUCUUCAAUCAACUAUUGAGAAGAGAUCCCAUAACUGGCGACUACUUAAUACCCAAAUACUAUUACGGACGCAACUAUAACUCGCUAUAG
Molecule: messenger RNA, 1664 nt
Organism: Medioppia subpectinata
Lineage: Eukaryota; Metazoa; Arthropoda; Arachnida; Sarcoptiformes; Oppiidae
Source: the annotation of a GenBank genome assembly